AUGUCGACUGAAGCAAAUACUAGAAACGGACAACACAACCACCAUCUUUAUCCCAAUAUAAUUCACGACGCUUCUGCAGAUUCCGCUGGUAUUAUUGCGUCCGAAUUAGCUGCAGAGGAUGGGAGUUUGUUCAACAAUUCUGUUUUGAAAUCUCAUAGCUAUGGGGCUACUGAAAGUGAAACUCCUGAAUCAUAUGAAAUUGACGAGCCUAAUGGUGGUUACGCUUUACCGAAGAAGCAAUUGAUCACAGUGGUUUCAAGUUUAUUUAUGGCUUCGUUUUUAGCGGCGUUGGAUGCUACAGUGGUAACAACAUUACUUGCCGUCAUCGCGUCUGAAUUGAAAGCAGUGAAAAAUAUAUCUUGGAUUGCAACCUCAUACUUACUAUCAUCGUCCGCAUUCCAGCCAAUUUUUGGAAAAUUGUCGGAUAUCUUUGGACGUAGAUUUAUUUUGAUUGGAUGCUCACUUAUGUUUGGUAUUGGAUGCACAAUCUGCGUCACUGAUUCAUUGUGGUGGUUGGUAAUUGGUAGGUUCAUAACUGGAUGGGGUGGUUCAGGUCUCACUGCAGUGGGUACGAUAACCAUGUCGGAUCUCAUCCCAUUGAGAGAUCGCGGAUUAUACCAAGGGUUGGCAAACAUAUGCUAUGGGUUAGGAGCGGCAUCUGGUGGAUUCGUUGGGGGUAUUGUGGCUGACACAUUGGGGUGGAAAUAUGUAUUCAUCUUGCAAGUACCACUCGCUGCUAUUGUUGGCAUUGCCAUCUAUUGGAAUUUAAAUCUUCCUGCUGGCUCACCAGGUUUAGGUGCCCAUGGACAAGAUAUUAAGCAAAAAUUGAAAAGAGUUGAUUUUUUGGGAAGUUUUUGCUUGAUUAGUGCAUUGAUGUUGUUUUUAACGGCAACAUCAAUGGGAGGAAGAGACAUUGCAUUCACGUCCAAUUUGUUUAUCUCGUUAUCGGUAGCAAGUUUUGCCUUGAUACUCGCCUUUUUGUAUGUGGAGGCAUAUGUCAGUGAGGAGCCGAUUAUUCCAAUCGAGUUGCUUGGAAAUAGAACUGUGUUGGCUUCGUCUUUAACCAAUUGGUUUUACACAAUGGGGAUUUUUGCGAUUAUGUUUUAUGUUCCAGUAUACUAUACGUCCGUCCUUUACUUAACAGCAAGCGAAAAUGGUUUACGUUUGGUGCCCAAUUUUAUUGGUAUUUCAAUGGGUUCAGUUGGUGCUGGGUUGUACAUGAAACGUACCGGACGUUAUUACAACUUAGCAGUUGCCGCUGGAAUUUUAGCCAUUUAUGGUGCAUACAGGGUCACUCGUCUUGAUACGCAUACCCCGACUUGGCAACAGUUUUUGAUGAUGCUUCCACAAGGUAUGGGGUACUCCUGCAUUUUGACAAUUACACUUCUUGCUUUGAUCGCGGCAACUCCAAUGAAGUAUCAAGCUUGCACAACUUCGAUCCAAUACACAUUUAGGUCAACAGGGUCCACCUUGGGUGUUUCAGCAGCUUCAGCCAUUUUUCAAACGGUGCUUGGACUGAGCUUGAGAAAGAAAAUUUGGGAUUUAGUAAAGGAUCUAGAAGAAGCUAAAAAGAUUAUUGCAAGAGCUUUGGACGAUACCAACUAUGUUCACGAGGCACCAAAGUACGUUAGGGAAGCAAUCAGAUCUUCUUACGAUGAAGGUUGUAGAGGAGCAUAUUACUUUGCAUUGAUUGUUCUCAUCAUUGGUGUUAUCUCAUCAUUGUUUAUGAGAGAACACAAAUUACACACAAGCCUUAAUAGAGAUUGA
This is a messenger RNA of Lodderomyces parapsilosis, 1767 nucleotides long. RefSeq lists its product as uncharacterized. The record is from RefSeq and is a predicted model, not a curated record. Lineage: Eukaryota; Fungi; Ascomycota; Pichiomycetes; Serinales; Debaryomycetaceae. Gene Ontology annotation, biological process: basic amino acid transport; transmembrane transport. The coding region runs from base 1 to 1767 and encodes 588 amino acids. The transcript has a single exon. Gene Ontology annotation, cellular component: fungal-type vacuole membrane. Gene Ontology annotation, molecular function: basic amino acid transmembrane transporter activity.